AUGGCGAACGCACUUACCAACUACGCGGCCUAUAUCGACCCAAUCACCAAAGCAUCCCGGAUAGGACAUUUGGACCUUGCGACAUCUACGAUCACGCCCCUCUCUUUUCGGUCUGGGACUUCCGUCACAGACCUCUACCAAGUGAUUGCCGCGGGCGAAGCCAACAUCGCGACAUACCCAGGACAAGACAUUCGCCCACUUUCCAGCGUCAAACUUCUCCCUCCAAUCUCCGGCCGCGACAUCCUGGCCGUGGGAAAGAACUACUCAGAGCAUGCGCGUGAAUUCAACAGUUCUGGCUUCGAUGCCAGCGACAAGAAUGACCAACCGACUCACCCCGUCAUCUUCACUAAACGCGCCACUUCAAUCAUUGGCCAUGAGGACCCAAUUCUUUUGCACCCGGAGUUCACCAGCACACCCGACUAUGAGGGAGAGAUUGGCGUCAUUAUCGGCAAACCCGGCUUUCGAAUCUCUGAAGAACAAGCCAUGGAGCAUAUCUGGGGCUAUACAAUUAUCAAUGAUAUGACAGCGCGUGAACGCCAGCGCGACCAUAAGCAAUUCUUCCUGGGUAAAUCGCCAGAUACAUUCUGUCCCAUGGGUCCAAUUGCGGUGCCCAAAGAAGCGCUACCAGAGGACUUGAUCGUGCAGACACACGUGAACGGGGAGAAGAGACAGGAGGCGUCGAUCAAGGAGUUGAUUUUCAGUAUCCCGACUCUUGUCGCGAGUAUCAGCGCCGGACAGACACUUCAAGCGGGAGACGUGCUGGCGACGGGAACGCCAUAUGGUGUUGGGUUUGGGUUCCGGCCGAUGAAGUUCUUGCAACCUGGGGAUGAGGUUUGUAUUAGUGUUUCAGGAUUGGGGAUGUUGAAGAAUUCAAUUGCUAGUCUCGAUACUGUCAAUUAUACAACCGAGAGUGUGAAGAAUGAUCAAAGUAUCAUUCCGGUGUCGAAUGCGAAGGCUCCCGCAGGGUCGGGAUUGCACAGGAUCAACGGAAAAGAUCUCUUUUACCAGCACGUUGGCCACAAGGAUGGUCCACCUGUGAUCUUUAUUCACGGACUUGGAGCAUCAUCGACAUAUUACACUCCAUUGAUUUCAAAACUCGAACAAUCGCAUUCCCUGCAUCUUCUGGACCUCGAAGGGCACGGUCUUUCUCCGACAUCAGCAUUGAACGAACUUACCAUCGCCUCAUACGCUGAAGACAUUCACCAGACGCUGCAGUUUGCAUCGAUCAACACUCCUGUCACACUUGUUGCACACUCAAUGGGCUGCCUCAUCGCCGCACACCUCGCCCUCCACCGCCCAGAACAAGUCUCCAAACUCAUCCUCCUAGGACCCCCACCAUCUCCGCUCCCCGAACCCGCAAGUCAAGCAACUUACGCCCGCGCGAGCCUAGUCCGCGAGAAAGGCAUGAUAUCUGUCGUGGACGCCAUUAUCCAAGCUGGUCUAUCUGCACAGGUCCGCGCGAAUAACCCCCUAACAGUCACGGCUGUGCGGCUGUCACUGCUUGGACAGGAUGUGGAGGGGUAUGCGAAGGGGUGUAUGGCACUUGCUGCGUCUGCCAAAGAGACAUUGGACUUUAGCAAAAUCAAGUGUUCGGUUAUUAUUAUUACUGGGGAGGAGGAUAAGGUUGGAUCGGUGGAGGUCUGUGAAAGGUAUGUGGGGCAAGUUGACGAUGGGAGGGUUGACGUGCUUAAAGAUCCGACGUCUUCUGGUCCGUCGCCUGGAUGUCCGCCGCAAACGGGCCCCCAGCAGGAACCUACAGCCCCCUUAGAAGCAAACUCCAACUUCGCGGAUCCGGAGAAGAGCGGGAAAUAUGCAGGUGGGCCGGGAGUGUGUAUGAUUGUGCGGUACAAGGAUACAUCUGUCGGGCCAUAUGAUGAGGUUAUUUGGAUGCCGGGGUACUUCGAGGUUCCGGGGACGAGGAGGAAACAUGCUAGGAUUGCGGGGAUUUAUGUUUCGAGGGUGGAGUCGGUUUUGAAUGGUUAG
Aspergillus ruber CBS 135680 is the source of this 1983-nucleotide messenger RNA. Its product is annotated as bifunctional fumarylacetoacetate hydrolase/alpha/beta hydrolase family protein. The record is from RefSeq and is a predicted model, not a curated record. Lineage: Eukaryota; Fungi; Ascomycota; Eurotiomycetes; Eurotiales; Aspergillaceae. Bases 1 to 1983 code for a protein of 660 amino acids. The transcript has 2 exons. Gene Ontology annotation, molecular function: acetylpyruvate hydrolase activity.